Calypte anna (Anna's hummingbird) is the source of this 2154-nucleotide messenger RNA. RefSeq names its product acyl-CoA dehydrogenase family member 9 (gene ACAD9). Lineage: Eukaryota; Metazoa; Chordata; Aves; Apodiformes; Trochilidae. The record is from RefSeq and is a predicted model, not a curated record. The transcript has 18 exons. Gene Ontology annotation, molecular function: flavin adenine dinucleotide binding; acyl-CoA dehydrogenase activity. The coding region runs from base 51 to 1937 and encodes 628 amino acids.
UGACGGGAAGGGGAGGUGUCGCUCGCCCGGUGGUGAGGGGAGCGGCGGCCAUGAGCGGGAUUCUGCUGCGUGGCCUGCGCUUCGCCACCGGCACCGCCCUGCCCCGCAACACCCCCCUGCCUCGCAGCGCACCCCUGCCCCGCAACAUCGCCCGCCGCCUGCGCACCGCCGUGCCGCGCCAUGCCUUCGCCAAGGAGCUGUUCCUGGGCGCGCUGCGGAAGGAAGAAGUCUUUCCUUAUCCAGAAAUUACCAAUGAAGAGCUACAGGAGAUCACUCAGUUUGUGGGACCUGUAGAAAAAUUCUUCAAUGAAGAAGUGGACUCUAAGAAGAUUGAUCGAGAUGCAAAAAUCCCACCUGAAACUCUAAAAGGACUGAAGGACCUGGGUCUCUUUGGCAUGCAGAUUCCAGAGGAAUAUGGGGGGCUUGGUCUGUCAAACACCAUGUAUGCACGUUUGGGAGAAAUCACCUCUUUAGAUGGCUCCAUUGCAGUGACUCUGGCAGCUCAUCAAGCCAUUGGGCUUAAGGGAAUCCUCAUUGCUGGCACUGAUGAGCAGAAAGCAAAGUACCUACCUAGACUGGCAUCUGGGGAGCAUAUUGCAGCCUUUUGUCUCACUGAACCUGGAAGUGGAAGUGAUGCUGCGUCCAUCCAGACAAGAGCAACCCUCAGUGAAGAUGGGAAAUACUUCCUACUAAAUGGCUCCAAGGUCUGGAUCUCAAAUGGAGGCCUGGCUGAUAUUUUCACAGUAUUUGCCAGGACAGAGGUUGUGGAUAAAGAUGGAAAAGUAAAAGACAAAAUCACUGCUUUCAUUGUAGAGCGGGAUUUUGGGGGAGUCACGCAUGGGAAGCCUGAGGAUAAAUUGGGCAUUCGAGGAUCCAAUACCUGUGAAGUACAUUUUGAAAACACCAAAGUGCCUAUAGAGAAUGUAAUUGGAGAAGUAGGAGGGGGAUUUAAGGUUGCCAUGAAUAUCUUGAACAGUGGCAGAUUCAGCAUGGGCAGUGCAUCUGCUGGGAUGAUCAAGAAAUUGAUAGAGAUGACAGCAGAGUAUGCCUGUACCAGGAAGCAAUUUGAUAAGAAGCUGAGUGAUUUUGGAUUAAUACAGGAGAAGUUCAGUUUGAUGGCAGUGAAGGCGUAUGUGAUGGAGAGCAUGGCGUACCUGACUGCAGGCAUGAUGGACAGGCCAGGCUUCCCUGACUGCUCUGUGGAGGCUGCCAUGGUCAAGGUGUUCAGCUCUGAAGGGGCCUGGGUUUGUGUGAGUGAAGCGCUGCAGAUCCUGGGGGGCCUGGGCUACAUGAAGGAUUAUCCCUACGAGCGCUUCCUCCGGGACACCAGGAUACUCCUGAUUUUUGAGGGCACAAAUGAAAUCCUGCGCCUGUACAUCGCACUGACGGGGAUGCAGUAUGCAGGCAGGAUCUUAACUGACAAGAUUAAAGAAAUCAAGAAAGGAAACGUGGGAGUGGCACUGGGGGAGUUCCUGAACAAACUGCGGGACAUGAUGGGCAGGAAAGUGGAUUAUGGGCUGGUUGGUAGCCAUGGAGUGGUGCAUCCCAGCCUCCAGGAAAGUGGCAAGAAACUUGAAGAAAAUAUUUAUUACUUUGGAACUACAGUGAGAGGCCUGCUGAGCAGGUUUGGCAAGACAAUAGUGGAUGAGCAGCUGGUUCUGAAGAGAGUGGCAGAUGUGGUUAUUAACUUGUAUGCCAUGACAGCUGCCAUCUCCAGAGCCAGCCGCUCCAUCAGCAUCGGCCUCCGCAACCAUGACCACGAGGUGCUGCUUACAAAUAUCUUCUGCACAGAAGCAUAUUUCAAGAAUAAUUAUGCCAUGGCUCAAUUAGAAAAAUAUGCUGAUGAAAAUCUGGAUGACUUCAUUAAAAAAGCUGCAAAGCAAGUUCUGGAGAAGAGAGCCUAUAUCUGCUCCCACCCACUGGACAGGACAUUCUGAGCGAGUCCCUCCCUGCCAGCAGCUCUGGAUGAAUGUAAAUCAAGGACUGAUUUGCUACAGGUCAUAUAUUUGUACAAUAUACGGGUAUGCACUCAUAUAGGCACUUGUACAGCUCUGAGUAUACUGAAUGUAACCUGCUGUAACACUGUAAAACAAAACUCCUAAACACAACUUAACUUACAAAGAGGAUGAAUAAAGAAAUGUUAUUUAAACCUCA